Molecule: messenger RNA, 1188 nt
Organism: Rhea pennata
Lineage: Eukaryota; Metazoa; Chordata; Aves; Rheiformes; Rheidae
Gene: CX3CR1
Product: C-X3-C motif chemokine receptor 1
Exons: 2
Coding region: 124-1188 (354 amino acids)
Biological process (GO): cell chemotaxis; calcium-mediated signaling; immune response
Cellular component (GO): external side of plasma membrane; membrane
Molecular function (GO): C-C chemokine binding; C-C chemokine receptor activity
Source: RefSeq, a predicted model, not a curated record
AUGUUGCAUAGGGUACGCAUAAGCACUGGAGAAGAGGAAAUAUAUACUUAAAAAUUAUCAGGCUCAGCGUGAAGAAAGCAUUGGUUUUCAAUGCAACUAUGAAUUAAGCCAAAAAAAAUCAGCAUGACGGAAGCAUUCCCAGAAGCAACGACUGAAUUCAUUUAUGAUGAAUAUGCUUUUCUCUGUGAUAAAAUUGAUAUCCAGGAAUUUGGGAAAGUAUUUCUGCCAAUAUUUUACACUGUAGUGUUUGCCCUUGGCCUCUCAGGGAAUCUGCUGGUCGUUUUUGCCAUCGUGAAAGAAGGCAGUAUAAAGAGCAUCACUGACAUUUAUCUCCUGAACCUAGCAGUCUCAGACCUUCUCUUUGUGAUCUCCCUUCCCUUCUGGGCUUACAGUGUGGUGCAUGGAUGGACCCUCGGGAAUUUUCCAUGCAAAGUUGUUUCUUCACUGUAUUAUAUUGGUUUCUUUGGAGGCAUGUUUUUUAUCACUGUUAUCAGUAUUGACAGAUACCUGGCUAUUGUCCGGGCAACAUAUUCUCUGAAAUCCCGAACAACGAACCAUUGCCUUCUUAUAGUUUUUGGAGUAUGGGUAAUGGCAAUUUUAGCUUCAGUGCCACAUUUUCUGUUUACUCAAAAGUUAGAAACCAGCUGCAUUUCUGUGUACCCUGAUGAGCUUAAGAAUAUCUGGACGGUGUUCUGCAAUGUGGAAUUGAACACCCUUGGGUUUUUUAUCCCAGUCUGUAUCAUCUGCUAUUGCUACUUUGGGAUCAUCAAAAGCCUGAUGUCCUGCAAAAAUCAGAAAAAGACACGAGCCAUAAAACUGAUCUUGAUUGUGGUGGUUGUGUUUUUUCUCUUUUGGUCUCCCUACAAUGUGCUGAUUUUUCUAGAAACUUUAAAGCACUAUGACUUUUUUGUAAGUUGCAACCAAGUUAAAUCUUUGGACUAUGCCAUGCACCUGACUGAAACUGUUGCAUUCAGUCACUGUUGUCUCAAUCCUAUUAUCUAUGCUUUUGCUGGGAAAAAAUUCAGGAAAUACCUUUAUCAAGUCUGCUUGAAGUACUGUCCAUUCAUGUGUUUCUGUGGGCCCUGCAACUGCUACCAGGUAAGUUCUUCCACUAGUUAUUCAGAAAGCAUCGUGAACAGCAACAUAACCGUAAACACCAAUGACCGGGAUGGCUCUGUCUUCCUCUGA